Molecule: messenger RNA, 636 nt
Organism: Arabidopsis lyrata subsp. lyrata
Lineage: Eukaryota; Viridiplantae; Streptophyta; Magnoliopsida; Brassicales; Brassicaceae
Product: GATA transcription factor 14
Exons: 2
Coding region: 8-622 (204 amino acids)
Biological process (GO): regulation of DNA-templated transcription
Molecular function (GO): zinc ion binding; sequence-specific DNA binding
Source: RefSeq, a predicted model, not a curated record
AGAAAAAAUGUUGGGUCGUGAGGAUGUUUUUGUAGACGUAGAAGAAGAUUUUGGAACUGCCAUGCAGCAACUUCCUAUACCUGUCAACGAACUCGAUAAAUUACCCAUGGAUUUGGACUCGGUUUAUGGUUUUGCGGAUGAAUUAAGAGAGAUCAUAGAAGAUUCCAAUUUACUAAUUGAGGAUUCUCGAAAGUUUGAUGAUCUUAACCACAACAAAUUUAUCGAUGUUUCAAAACCGUCUAGAAACUCCUCAGCUCAGCCAACCGCGACAAGAGGUCGUUUUCAUGCACCAACACGAUCUAGAAACAAGCGAGGAAGAAAAAAAAGACUAAACUUCACUAGUCCAGCAGAUCUCUUUGGCAUUACAAACAAGAGUUGUUCACAUUGCGGGACGAGAAAGACUCCCUUAUGGAGGGAAGGACCGAGAGGAGCGGGUACGCUAUGUAACGCAUGCGGAAUGCGAUACAGAACAGGUCGGCUACUACCCGAGUACCGUCCUGCUUCAAGUCCCGAUUUCAUACCAAACGUUCACUCGAAUUUUCAUCGGAAGGUUAUGGAAAUCAGAAGGGAGAGGAAGUCACCUCCUCCCAAUUAUAGGUUUAUAGAUAGGGACAAACCAUGAAAUCUUAUGUAAAU